Messenger RNA from Schizosaccharomyces osmophilus, 2496 nucleotides. It is a transcript of the gene trk1, whose product is annotated as plasma membrane potassium ion transmembrane transporter Trk1. Bases 1 to 2496 code for a protein of 831 amino acids. Lineage: Eukaryota; Fungi; Ascomycota; Schizosaccharomycetes; Schizosaccharomycetales; Schizosaccharomycetaceae. Gene Ontology annotation, biological process: intracellular potassium ion homeostasis; potassium ion import across plasma membrane. Gene Ontology annotation, molecular function: high-affinity potassium ion transmembrane transporter activity. The transcript has 4 exons. Gene Ontology annotation, cellular component: plasma membrane. The record is from RefSeq and is a predicted model, not a curated record.
AUGUUUACCAAAGCUAGAAAAUGGAUACAAUGGAUAGUGCCGAAUUUUGGAUUUUUGGCUAUCCAUUACUCGUAUAUCAUUGUUUUGGUGAUCAUAUGCUCGAUUUUGCUAUUCACGGGUGGUGCCAAAAUAGCAUACAUUGAUGCCUUAUUUUUGGCAAGUAGUAGCGUCACUCAAACUGGUCUCAAUACUGUCAAUUUGAUCGAUCUUACCACUUGGCAACAAUUUGUCAUCUUUUUUUUUCCUAUUGUGAGCGUCCCCAUUUGGAUGCAUGGCGCGAUUUCCUUUGUUCGCUUGUAUUGGUUUCGAAGAAAAUGCAGAUACGUGAUCAGACAAAAUCGUACUCGCCGUUUUCAACGUAAUGUUCGUCGUAAACAACUUAAACAAGAAAAGAAAAACGAGAAACAGGGUGUGAGGGGAAGAAAAAUUCAAGUUUUACUUCCUCACCAAGCAAAUGAUGAUUCUGAUCCAGCUCCUACUUUUGGUAACCCUGAUAUCACAUCCACUGAAUAUCCUCAAGAAGACCCUUCUUCUAACCCAGUGCCUAUAUCUCCAAAAGCUAUUCCCAAAGAACCAGAAACGGACACCCGUACAACACUCUCCAUUCAAGAACUUUCCGACAUAGAUUUGGAGGAUCCGGAAACCAAUAAUACUGUGGACCCUUCUUCGAAUCUUCCUUCCAAAAAAUUUGAUGUGGACGAGGAAAUAGAAAUGGACGAUCUUCAUCCUCGUUUACGAAGACAGAAUUCGGUUAUAACAGCUUUUUUAAAUAAUAAUGAUGAUGUUCAUGAAACUCAAUCGUACAGCGAGAAAGGAAUACCACCUGUUCCUAUGCCUUAUUGCCUUUCUGAUACAAAUUUGCUCAACUUGCAAGACACCCCCGUCGGUUCCAGUCUCCCCACUUCUAAUAAUAAAGCUUCUAUCACUAUUUACGAACCAAAAAAAAAUACAUAUUCUACGUCAGUCUCUUCCGAGUCAGAAAACCAUUCCCAGGAAGACGUCCAUAUAGCCUUUACUAAUCUUCAUAAACCGACUCUUGAGCGAAAACGUCAAGAAGAUUUAGUAGAAAAUAAAAAAUUCUUUCAGAAAAAGCCCACAAGGUUUAGACGGAUGAGUGCUCCCAUGCGCUGGACAAAAUCUCUGAGCGUGAAUCCUAGAAGUCUGACACUUGAAAGAGUUUUAUCCAGCGCCUUUGGCAGAAGAAGAGAAGGAACGAACUCCUCUUCCAGAAGCACCGUAAUGUCUUUACCCUACCUUUCUUACAAUCCGACGGUCGAUCGAAACUCUGCUUUUGUCGAGUUGUCGAGAGAGCAACGUGAUGAAUUAGGUGGUAUAGAAUAUAGGGCUCUUAAAUGUGUAUGCACUGUGGUUUCGAUAUAUUUUAUACUUACCAACAUCUUCGCUAUCGUUAUCUUCAUUGUUUUCUCGUAUACUGCUCACGGUUCUUAUUUAAUAAUCGAUUCUCUCGGCUUGAAAAGAGGAUGGUGGGCUCUGUUUACUUCUGUUUCUUCAUUUAAUGACCUUGGAUACUCGCUAGUACCCGCAUCAUUUUCACCCUUUAAUAAAAACAUUUUUCUUCUAUUAAUUUCUUCCCUUUUCAUCAUUGCCGGAAAUACAGGAUUUCCCGUUUUUUUACGUUUAUUCAUUUGGUUCUUCUACAAAAUUUUACCAUUAGGUCAAGAGAAAAAAGAAGCCAUGGCUUUUCUAUUAGACCACCCACGUCGUUGUUUCACUCUUCUAUUUCCAUCUGGAUCCACGUGGUGGUUAUUUUUCAUCUUGCUUGGUUUGAAUGCAAUAGAUUUGAUUUUAUUUAUGUCAUUAGACAUAAAAAAUGAAUCAAUAGUGGGCCUUCCUAGAGGUAUGCGCGUUGUCAAUGCCUUAUUUCAAUCAGUUUGCACGAGAACUGCAGGAUUUACCAGCAUCACUUUAUCCGCAUUACAUCCUGCCGUUUUAGUAAGUUAUUUAAUCAUGAUGUACAUAUCAGUUUAUCCUGUGGCUAUCAAUAUGAGAAAUACCAACGUUUACGAAGAACGAUCUCUUGGUGUAUACACUUUUGACGAAGAAGAGCAUAAGUCUUUUCUGAAAAAUCACUUGACUGAGCAAGUGAGUCAUGACCUUUGGUGUAUCUUCCUCGGGCUUUUUAUUAUUUGCAUAUGCGAAGGUGGAAAAAUAGCAAAUAAUAAUGAUACUGACUUUACAAUUUUCGCAGUAUUGUUUGAAAUCGUUUCGGCUUACGGAACCGUAGGUCUAAGUACUGGUUUAUCUACUUCUGCAUGUUCUCUUUCGGCAAGGUUUACAAAGUUAAGUAAACUUGUAAUCAUUGCUCUGCAAAUUCGCGGACGGCAUAGAGGUCUUCCAAGAGCUGUUGAUCGCGCUAUUUUACUACCUACCGAAAAAAAUAACCUAAAAGAAGAAGAAGAUCAUCGACGACGACAAGAAUUAAGCCGUACUAUAAGUUACUCAAGAGCAAGUGUUUCAAUACAUAGGGAUGAAUAA